Messenger RNA from Fopius arisanus, 285 nucleotides. RefSeq lists its product as uncharacterized. The transcript has 2 exons. The record is from RefSeq and is a predicted model, not a curated record. NCBI's taxonomy places the organism in Eukaryota, Metazoa, Arthropoda, Insecta, Hymenoptera, Braconidae. Bases 71 to 253 code for a protein of 60 amino acids.
UUGGCGUUGCUCAAUAUAAAAUUGAUAAAUUUCUCGGUGGAAGGGGAAGAAAAUUGGCUCGACAACGUGGAUGAUUGAUUGGUAUAAACUUCCAGGUAAAAGUCCCAGGGAUCUCAUUUUGAUAUUAGCCAUGGCGAAUUAUCCCACCAGUUUGACUGCAGGCAAAAUGAUCGACCUUUCGUAUGCCUGUUUCUGUGGUGUUCUCAAAACUGCAGCCGCCUAUUUCAAUAUUCUUCGGACACUGAUUCAGUGAAGAGCCAACAGUCACUGCACAAAAAUUAUUAU